AUGGGAUUCAAUUUAUUCCGCUCAAAAAGAGCGUACAACUGGUUCAUCUCCCUCGUCGCAGCAGCAUGCAUGGUCCUAUAUGGCUACGAUGCAUCCGUCUAUAACUCUGUCCAAGGCUCGAAGAACUGGGUUGCCUACUUCAAUAACCCGGGAGAGAACAUGAUCGGAGGUGUGAACACGGCCUAUACUGUGGGUGCAAUCGUUGGCGGUUUCUUCUUGGGCGGCCCCAUUGCCGACUUCCUGGGUCGCAAAAUCGGAAUGGCAACCGGGUGUGUCUUGGUCAUUGCGGCCACAUUCAUGCAGUGCUGGGCGCCUCGGGGUGACAUUGCAUGUUUCCUUGCUGGGAGAUGCAUCAUUGGUAUUGGCCAGGGUAUUGCACUGACUGCGGGUCCCAUCUACAUCGGUGAACUAGCACCCCCCGAGAUCCGCGGAAAGAUCAUGACCAUGUGGCAAAUGUUCUACUCUGUGGGUUCCUUUAUCUGCUUCUGGGUGAAUUAUGGAUGCACGGAACACUCAAAGCACCUGGGAGAAUGGGACUGGAAGUUAGUUGUCAUCUUCCAGCUCCUGGUCCCGGUGAUCAUUCUCGCUAUCUUGCCUACUAUCCCCGGCUCGCCCAGAUGGUACAUCCAACGCGGCAAUAACGUCGAAAAGGCCCGCGCGGCUCUCCACAGAGUCCGAGAGACCGAUGAUGAGGUUGAAGACGAGCUACUCCGAAUCCGCGAGGCCAUCGAGUAUGAGAAGGAAGCCAUCUCCGGCAGUUACGCCGCUGUCUGGAAGGACAAGUCCCUCCGCAAGCGCAUGGCCUUGGCUCUGGUCAUCAACGCCGGCCAGCAAGUCAGUGGACAGGGUACACUGAACACCUACUCCACGAAGAUCUACGAGAAGGUUUUCAAAAGCGCCAGUCAAAUCGCACUCAUCAAUGCUCUCAACGCCACAUUUGGUAUUCUCUUCACUCUGAAUGCCGUCUGGAUCAUCGAUCGCUUCGGACGCAAGUUCCUUCUCAUUGUCGGUGGCAUCGGCAUGGGCAUCUGCAUGAUCAUCGUUGCAGCUGUAGAGACCGAAACACCCUCACCAGGGGGAGCAAAGACCGAACCCGUCGGCAUAUCAAUCGUAUUUUUAUUCUUCCUCUUCAUCUUCUUCUACAAACCCUCCUGGGGCGCCACCAUCUGGAUUUGGACCUCGGAAGUUUUCUCAAUGAACGUCCGCGCCCAGGCAGUGGGAAUGGCCUCCCAGACCCAAAACGUCGCCAACGCCAUCGUCCAACAAUUCUUCCCCACCUUCAUCAACAACUGCGGCUUUUAUGCCUUUUACAUGUUCGCGGGCAUUUGCUUCCUUCUCGCCCUGUUCGUGUACUUCUUCAUCCCUGAGACUAAGCAAGUGCCGCUCGAGGAGAUCGAUGCUCUCUUCGGUGGUGCGAAUCACGUCACGCAGGGUGAGGAUCUCAUUUCUUCUGAGAAGCAAAUGCACAUGAUGCAGCAGGAUUCGGGGAUUGAGAAGCCGAAUGCGGUUACUGUUGAGGAUGCACGGCGUUGA
Messenger RNA from Aspergillus sclerotioniger CBS 115572, 1533 nucleotides. RefSeq names its product putative MFS sugar transporter. Gene Ontology annotation, molecular function: carbohydrate:proton symporter activity. NCBI's taxonomy places the organism in Eukaryota, Fungi, Ascomycota, Eurotiomycetes, Eurotiales, Aspergillaceae. The transcript is spliced from 5 exons. Gene Ontology annotation, biological process: transmembrane transport; carbohydrate transport. Gene Ontology annotation, cellular component: membrane. The coding region runs from base 1 to 1533 and encodes 510 amino acids. The record is from RefSeq and is a predicted model, not a curated record.